AUGAAAACAGCCAAAGGAUGUCGAGAGGAAGCAGAGCGGCGGACGAGCAGUGCGUGUUGCCCUUCGUUUAACCACACCGGGAGAGCCCGGCCUGUUCCCCGCGCGCUCCACCAGAGGGCGCGCGCCGCCCCGCGCUCCCUCCCUCCCCGGCGGCAGCCCGCCCUAUCCGAAAUUACCGGAGCAUCAACUGAAAAUGUAGGCAAUCCGGCGCAGCCGCUUCGAGUUCGAGCCCCCACCGGGCAGGUGAUACCUUGGCUGGGCACCUCCCGAGCUUCCGACAAAAAGGCCUUGGACUUUAUUUUGGCUCACGCAGGAAUUCGGGCGGAAUCGCCCUUGGGGUCGUUUGGAUUUGGAGGCUUCCGCCUUGCAAGGGGAUUCACAGGGUUGCAGCCUCGCUCCAGCCCAGGCCAGUGCGGAUACUCUGGCCAGGGCCGCUCCGGGUUCAAGAAGGGUCGGCUGCUGAGCCGCUGCGGCCGCCGCCUCCGCCCCGUACUGCACCCGCCUCCGGGGGUGGGGGAGGGGUACUUGCCGCCGAACGGGGUCUCCAAGGACCCGGGUCCGGAGAACGGAGGGAGAAGAAGGGACAGCAGUAAGGGCCGUGCAGGGCCACCCCUAAAUGCCCCUCGACCGGCUCGCGUCCUGCCCAGGGCAAUGUGCAGAAGCCCUGGGCGCAGGUGGAGUGGGACCGUUCUGGAAAAUUCUGGCCCCUCUGGGGGUCUGGGACAGUUGGGAAAGGGAGAAAAUAGGGCAGGGCGCCCAGGGGGUGGGGGCAGGCGCUGGGCUCAGUGGGGUCUCCGGGGAGCAGCUCUUACUCCUCGGCGCCCCCCGCCCACCUUUAGUGAUGGUUCGGGAACCGGGGCGCUGGAAAGGUGCGGGUGCAGAGGGCGCCUGAGCCGCGCGACUGCGGCUCGGUGGGCGCGAGACCCCUGCGGAGAGGAGCGCGCGGACGCCGGGGGAAGCGCCUCGGGGCAGCUGGAGGCGUAGCACCCUGGAGGCACCGGGUGCGGGAGAGACAAAACUGUUCGAACCUUCUCUCCCCUCCCCAGCCCCAGCGCCGAAACCCGGGGCGGGUGAGCGCGACCCUUGCAGCGACCCCUUGCCGAGCCCUGCCCGCGCGAUUACUAAGGAGACGCGGCCUCCAGCACUGCCGUCCCCGCGCCGUUUGAAAACGGAUCCAUCAGCGGGUACCGGACGUUUAAAGGGGUCUUUCUGAAGGGACUUGUGGGAAAGGACAAAAGCAGGCAGCCCCAUUCAGCUGACCAGUCAAAGUCGCUAAAUGGGGACAUCAAAAGGCGCCCUAACUCGGAAUACGGAUCCAAUCGCAAAAGAAAAGAACCUGGUUUCUUUUCUUAGCCUCAAAAAGGCUGAAAAGCCCUAAAGCAAAUAGGCAAAGAAUGCGGAGAGGGGCAGAAAGGAAAAAUAAAGAAACAAUCUCAUGAAUGCAUUUUCUGAGGCUUUAAAUAAGAGGAGUGACAACUUCCUAGGCGCCGUUGGGGGCCGGGGUGCGGGGUCCGCUGCUGUGCGGACCCCGCACCGAGGGCGCCUCUCCCGCCGGGGCGCCCUUGCUGUUUCCACGCACUUCUAGGCAAGGCUCUUUUUGUGGGUGUAAUCUUUUUAUUUAAAUGUCUAGGAAGGGAAAGGAAGGGAAUGGAGGAUAAGGUAGAGAAGGGAAGGAAAGGGAAGGGAGAUGGGAAUGGAAUGGGAAAGUAGGAAAAGCGGGACGCGGCGGGAAGCCCAGGUUUCCCAACAGCUUUUCUGCGGUCAGACUGCGCUCACCAAAACCCGAGCCUGUUACCUGACCAGGCCAUCCCGGUCACAUUCUUUCCACAAGUUAUCUUUUCUCCAACCAGGACAUUUACAGAUUAUUCGCAAUGAAUUUUCUGCCCGCCAAGAACGAAUAGGAUCGCCAAGCCACACCACUUUUUAGAGCCCGCUUAUUCGUGCCUACCCACCCUCUCCCGUGCCCCAAGGUUCCCUGAGCACCGGAAUCCUUUCCGAGCAUGGCCAAGUUUGUUCGGUGGCUCAGAGCGGGAAGGAAAGUGCAGUUCAACACCUGUCCCGCUGCUCGGUUUGGAGAUCGAAGGCCGGCUAUGGGCUGAGCGACAGAUUUACGGGACUGUGGUACAGAUUAAGGCGGUACUGAUUAACGCCGGUCCCGGACUCGAGCUCGCGCCCAAGGAAAGCGUACAGGUCCCUGGAAGCGGGUGGAGGUCGGAGAGGUCGAGGCAGCCUGCGCUGUGGCCAGGCAGGCUUGGUGGGCUUUAGUCUCUCAGUAUGUGUUCUUUAAAGUCUUGACAGGUUAUUAGCAAAGGAAGGGGCACCUCGGGGUCAUGAAGAUGCCUCUCGCUCUGGCCCAAUCGUGCUGAGGUUGGCUCAUUCCUCGGUCGGGUCCAGUAAAACAGCCCAAGCACAGCCUGGAAUCUUCCCGCAUCCUCGCGGGAGUAGAGUCUGGCCUUGGGCCCUGAGUACCCUGCAGUCGUCAGGGACGAGUUCCAGGCCAGGGAGGCCAUGCGAAGGGUUUCCGCGGCAGGGCGAGGGGAAAGGAGGGAAGAAGGAAUCCUCUCCGCGUCAUCAGUAUGGCGGUCUUGUGAUUCUCCCACACCCAGGUUCCAGCUCAGCCCCCAAACUGCUGCCCCAAGGAAACAAGUUGGGGAGUGUGGAUUUAGACAUAACAACGGGUGUGAGCUGAUGUCCUUAUAACCAGAAAUAUUGAGACUAGAAAAUCAGCUCCGAAUCCACGACCCUCAAAUUGAUGCUUAAUCACAUCCUCGACUCCAGAAAAGCUGCUGGGGACAGACAUGGUCAGGUUUUGCCAAGGGUUCAUUAAAAUAGUCUGCACUGGAAUAACCGGGUGCAAGAGAUCACAUCUUCACUCAGGGCUCUGGGGAUCCCCUCGUCGCCCCAGGUCAGUGGGUGGGGAGGAGGGCAAACCUCUGUCUUUUGUUUGUGGGUGAGGGAUGCGAAUUGUGGCAGCAGCCGAGCAAAGGGGGGAAAUUAAUUGCAGCCAAUUAAUAAUUAAUCCCCUUUAAACAGCUUUAUUAUCUCUUCCGAGCGACAGAGAUUUGUCUGAUAACCCCCUGAAGACCAAAUGUCAAGUUUAACCAAAUAGUUAUUGCUUUAUCAACCCGAGUCUGCAAAUAAAUUAAUCAAAAGCAAA
Molecule: messenger RNA, 3157 nt
Organism: Chlorocebus sabaeus (green monkey)
Lineage: Eukaryota; Metazoa; Chordata; Mammalia; Primates; Cercopithecidae
Source: RefSeq, a predicted model, not a curated record